UAGAAGGUAUAGAUAUGUCUGGACGCGGUAAAGGAGGCAAAGGUCUGGGAAAGGGGGGCGCCAAGCGCCACAGGAAGGUUCUGCGUGAUAACAUCCAGGGUAUCACCAAGCCAGCCAUCCGUCGUCUUGCCCGACGAGGUGGUGUGAAACGUAUCUCCGGUCUGAUCUACGAAGAGACCCGCGGUGUCCUCAAAGUCUUCCUCGAGAACGUCAUCCGUGAUGCAGUCACCUACACCGAGCACGCCAAGAGAAAGACCGUCACAGCCAUGGAUGUCGUCUACGCCUUGAAACGCCAAGGCCGCACUCUGUACGGAUUCGGCGGUUAGACUCCAGCUCCUCUCGGACCACCAGCAACAACAACAACAACCCAACGGCCCUUUUCAGGGCCAACCAA
Liolophura sinensis is the source of this 394-nucleotide messenger RNA. RefSeq names its product histone H4. Gene Ontology annotation, molecular function: protein heterodimerization activity; structural constituent of chromatin; DNA binding. NCBI's taxonomy places the organism in Eukaryota, Metazoa, Mollusca, Polyplacophora, Chitonida, Chitonidae. The coding region runs from base 15 to 326 and encodes 103 amino acids. Gene Ontology annotation, cellular component: nucleosome. The record is from RefSeq and is a predicted model, not a curated record. The transcript has a single exon.